CCCCCGCGGGAGCGGCAGGGCCCGGCCGGCAGGGCCUCCGCCAGGAACGGGAACACCGGGAGCACGGGCAGUAACGGGAGCAACGGGAACGGCGCGGCCGAGCCUGGCCCGGGGCCCGCCCCUGCCCCCGUCUGGGGUCCGCGCGGCGCCGCCGGAACCGAGCCUCCGGUGCGCAGCGCCGAGGGGUCGGCACAGCUCGGUGUCAAGGAGGAGCCGGUGAAGGAGGAGCCUGUGGAGGUGAAGACUGAGCCCUUCCACGGUCCCGCUGCUGACGGCAUUCCCGGCCGCGGCGCAGACUGCCGACUGCCCCGCCCCGGCAUCUGCCCGCCCGGCGAGCUGUGCGAGGGCUGGAGCCGGAGCCCCCCGCGCCCCGCACUCUCGGAACGCUCCCUCGGCGACCUGGGCGGGCAGCAGGAGCCGCCGGGCUCCGACUUCCCCAGGCUGCUACUGGAGCAGGAGGCCGAGCAGCUCAGUCGCUGCGGCUCGGGAGAGGCGGGGCCCCCCGGGCCGGCGGGGUUGGACGGGACCCCCGAGUGCCCCCAGCUCAGCCUCGUGCAGUCCAGCGAGCAGCUGGUGCAGGAGAUGCGGGCGUUCCGCCGGGAAUACGCCGAGAGCCGCCGGGAAACCACGGCUGUGCUGCGCGGCAUCGCUCAGGCGCUUGGCGUGCUCAGCCGCAGCCUGGCCGAAAUCCGAGACCUCUACCUCGGGAGCAGGGGGUCCCCAGAUCCUGAGCCCCCCCACGCAGCUGGCUGUGUACACGCAACUCUAUUCCUCCUCCCAGAACCCACCUCGCUGCUUUUAUUUUUUUUUUAAUUAUUUCUUUUCCUCUCCAUCCCACUUCAAUAAAACUUGGAGCUGCAUCCCCACGGCUCCCCCCAACCCGGGCAGCUCAGAGGGUUUUU
Molecule: messenger RNA, 902 nt
Organism: Ficedula albicollis (Collared flycatcher)
Lineage: Eukaryota; Metazoa; Chordata; Aves; Passeriformes; Muscicapidae
Product: collagen alpha-1(I) chain-like
Source: RefSeq, a predicted model, not a curated record